Molecule: messenger RNA, 1970 nt
Organism: Rhagoletis pomonella (apple maggot)
Lineage: Eukaryota; Metazoa; Arthropoda; Insecta; Diptera; Tephritidae
Product: cAMP-specific 3',5'-cyclic phosphodiesterase, isoforms N/G-like
Exons: 2
Coding region: 627-1970 (447 amino acids)
Source: RefSeq, a predicted model, not a curated record
AGGUGAAUAAGCAAUGCAACAGUGCAGUGCUCAAAUGCAACUGUGGUUCGACAUGCAUUUGUUUGUACGUGCGUGUGUGUGCGCGCGCGAGAAUGUCAAACGAUUGCAGGUUGCUUAAGUGAAUUAAAAACAAAAAAUAAAAAAUAAAAUAAAAACAAGAAAAAAGCGAAAAACAGAGCAAACAGCCAGCCGCUGACAUUUCAGGCAGCAGUGGUGGUGAGACAAGCUGGCGCUGCCACAGUGGGCCGCCCAAGUGUGCUGCAGCUAAGCCAAAACAGCGCUGAAUUUCAGUUUCAGCUGUCAAAGCAAAAAAAAAAAACACGAAAAAUUUAACAAAAAAAAAGUUAUUAAAAAGUGAAAAGUUAGUCAAGCUGAUAUUGUUUUAAACCAGUAAAGCCAGUGUGCGCGGCGUGUCUGUCCUAUAUGUGAUGUAUACUAGUAUAUAAACGAAUGUGUGUGCUAUGCACUGAGUGAAGUGAAUCAACGCAAGUGAGGAACAUUGCAAUACAACUUUGAUAUCCCUAAACAAUACCCUAAAACAAUAAAGAAAACACAAUAACAGGAAAAAACCAAAAAUAAUAUUCUCCAAGUAGUGACUAGUGAUAACGAAAAAUGCUCCACCGGCUAUGAUUGCCACACUAUUCAUCUUCUUUGCAUUUAUACGUGCGUUUCCCUGGCGGAGACGCCGACCACGUCCAAUAAUACUCCCACCAGCUGCAACGCCGCAAUCGCCAAUCCCUUUGCAAUCAACGGCAACCAGCCCAACACAAUCCCACCCAUCAGCAGCAACAACAAGUGUGCCAACAACAACACCUCCACCAAACGAAUACAGUGCAAAAUCAUCGACGUUAACAACGCUCACUAACGGUACUGCAGUGGCGAAUGAACAGCAUGAACACACCCCAAUCAUCAGCAACCAAACCUACGAUGCUGCAAAAACGGUAGCAGUCGCUGAUGACUUGGAGGAGACACCGCGGCGCUCUUCCGUUCAGCAGGCGCGUCGCAAAUCCUCCAAGUCAAUAAAAUAUCACGAAGUUACGUUUAGUGGUAGUGUCGGUGGCGGCGAAAGCGAUGAUAACGAACAUGAAACACCGCAUACUACGCGGCGCAGUUCGUCGCACCACAAACCGCAUCAUCAGCUACACCAGCAGCACCAUCAUCACCAGCAACAACAACAACAACAGCAACAACAACGCCAACAACAUUUGUUGCAACAUCAACAAACGCUAAACGCCGCAUCACGUCCCACCUCACCGGAUAGUCAUAGCUCUGCGUCACACUAUCGUUCGCUCAGCAGCGGUCAUAGUGGGCGCACGAGAAACUCCACCGAUUACGAAACUGCCAGCAGUGAGUUGUACAAUAGCGCCAAAUCGCAUGUGGAUGCAACGGCGGAAGGUGCGGAUGACGGUGAUAUUGGUGGCGGUGGUGUUAGUGGCACGAAUGGCCAAGUGCACAGUUCCAUCGCCAUCGUCACACGCAGCAUUGCUGGCGGACGCCGUUUUCCACCGCGACGCGCCGCUACAGUUGCCACCGAUACGCUGGGCACUGACGACGAAGGCGCCGGCACUGAUGCGCACUAUGAAGACGCCGAAGAGGCGGCCGAUGAUGAUCGCGAUCCGGAUUCGUAUGAUCGUGAAACAGAGGAGUUCUAUAGUAAUAUACAGGAUGCUGUGGGCCCGCCGGGUACGCGCAGUAAACGCUCAUCACUUUUCUCGCGCUCCGAUUCUUCGGCUACGACGACUUCAUCGAGUGGCGGGGGCACUUUCAUGGGCGGCAAGCGACGUUCGACCGCAUCGAUUAUUUCGUCGUCCAUGUGCUCCGACGUUAUACCAAUCGAUCGACGCAGCUCAACGGCCACCGAGUAUAGUGUACGCUCGGCGUCGGGUCAACGGCGCUCGAGUGGGCGUAUACGCCGUUACAUAUCACGUAUGACGAUAGCGGGCGCGCGACGACGCACAACUGGCAGGUAG